UAAGAUUUUUUUUUUAGAUGAUAGCUUUAUGAUACGGAAAUUGGUAAAAAUCGAGUUUGCAUGCAUUACAGUGUAAAUCCUUGAAAAACAACUGAAUCGAGCCGAGCGCAUCCAGGUACUUCAUGUUUGCUGGUAUGUUUCUUUCGGGGCCAAGCUCCUACGGAACCUCGACCAUUUCGAUCCUCCCCGUCUUCGGAUCCGUGGAAGAGGCAAGAGUGGCCACACUCAAUAGGCGGGCAGCCUCCCUGGCGUCGGCCCCCGAGAUGAGGGGCGCAUGUCUCAUCCUGGCCAAGGCCUCGCUGGUGCGAAUGAGAGACUCGAGCUGACGGGGCGUCGCCGCCAGGGUUCCGUUGUUUCCGGUUCCGAUCUUUCGAAGCUUCAGAUAGCGCUCAAGGAGCUCUUCCUCCGCGGCGUCGCCCAGGCGCGGGUGGACGGUGGCCCGUGCGUAAUCGAUGUAGUCCCUCAACAGGGCGGUGUCCAAGGGGGGCUCACCAGCGGUGGGGGUCUCCUGGUAGAGGCCGACCAAGUGCCUCGCGAGCCUGCGGUCCGCGUCGGGGGAUGCAUUGUCGAGGACCAGGUAGACGAGAUCAAACCGGCUGAGGAGGGUAGGGGACAGGCGGAGAUUUUCCACCACACUCCUGCGGGGGUUAUAUCGCGACUCCGAGGGGUUCGCCGAGGCCAGGAUCGAGGCCCGGGCGCGCAGGCUAGAUACUAUCCCGGCCUUCGCAACCGAGACGGUUUGUUGCUCCAUGGCCUCGUGCAGGACCGACCGCGUCGCAUCCGACAUCUUAUCGAACUCGUCGAUGCAGCAGAUUCCCUUGUCAGAGAGGACCAGUGCCCCGGCCUCUAGAACGGGAUCGCGGGUCUCAGGGUCGCGUACCACCGAGGCCGUGAGUCCGACCGCGGAGCUGCCCUUUCCCGAGGUGUAUAUGCCGCGGGGGGUGAGCUUGUGGACGUAGGCAAGGAGCUGUGACUUGGAGGUCCCGGGAUCACCGCAGAGAAGCACGUUGAUAUCUCCGCGCUUACGGGGCCUGGUGUCGUCAUGGUCGUGGUUCUCGCCGUCGUUCACCCGCCGCACCUGAGUUCCGCCGAACAGCAUGCACAGUACGCCCUUCUUAACGUCGUCUAGGCCCCAGAUGGAGGGCGCUAGAGAUCGGGUGAGGAUGUCGUAGAUGUCAGGCCUCCUGGAGAGGGCUACAAGUUCCUCCUUCCGCUCCGAUGUAAGAAGCUUGCACCUUCCAGAAGCGGUGCCCACCCUCCGUGGUAGUGGUUGUCUUCGUUGGGGGUCUUGUAUUUUCAGUUCUCGUCGCUGUGAUUGCAGUCGCGGUGGCUCCGACGAAUCCCCCGCCAUCCCUGUGAUCCUUCGAAAGUGCAGGACAUCAAGAUAGGUUUUGUAGACAGACCUGACCCGGGUGGCCCUCGGGUUGACCCGCACCGACUGGGCACGGAGGAUCCCCGUCGCCUCGAUCCGGUCUCCCGGAACGGCAGCGUCGACCAGGUCGUCGAAGCAAUAGACCGCUAAAGAGGCCGGGGUCCGGCCAGCCGGCACCGCUUCGGGCGUCUCUUGCAAGCGAACCAGCUGCUUGUUGGCAAAGGAGCAGCGGUUGUGCUCUAGCCGGUGUGAGUCCCUCGUUCCGCAAGAGGGGCACACCGCGGGCUCGGAGAUCCUCCCCCGGUCGACCGCUACGUUGUGAGCGUGCCCACAGACGCAGCAGGAAAAGUGGGCAAUCCGGAGGUCCGGGACAACCGGGCUGCAGCGCACAACCAUGCCCUGGAUUGCGACAAGGGUGUCGACUGUGAUGGGAUCGAGGCACCGGAGGCCCUGGACCUCCCUAAGGUUAAAGGGCCGGAUCUGGACGACGGGGGGUUCGUGUGGGAGGUGUGAUUCGUGUUGCUCUUGGUGGCCCGCCCUGAGUUCCUCCAUCUCGCGCCUCACAACGAGGUCCAAGAGCGGGACGAUUUCGGAGGGGUAGUGGAGUAGCUGGUGAUAGAGCUUCUGGCAGGCCGCGUCGAAAAAGCACAGGUGCAUCACGUCUACGUCGAGGCUGGCCGGACCGGUCCGUUGAACCAUGGAUUCCAGCUCGGAGCUGUAGACCGGGGGUGGAAGCGAAGAGUUGUCAUCGAUUUCGUUGUCGCUGUCGUCAUGGCCGCGCAGACCGCGAAAACCCCGUAGGAAUCCCCGAAAGGCCUGGGCGGCCUCAGCGACGUCUAUGUCGGUCCCCCGCGGCGUGGCAAAACCAUCUUGGGCGUCUAGAAAGUCACCUUCGUGGUUUUCGUCAUUAAUAUCGUUUUCUGUCUCUUCGUUUACGUCGGCGUCACCGUCACUCAUGACCCCUCCGAAUCGCGGCCGCCGGCUCCCCUGGAAAACUGAUCCUCCACCGACUUCCAGAGGCCUGGAGGGAGUAGGAGGGGCAAGGGGCGAUAGAGCGGAACCUUCGUCCGUCGGCGUGGUUGGGAUACCGUCUUCGGUGCCUCGUUCGUCGACGUCCAUCUGGGCCGCGGCGAGGGUGGUAGCGUUGUGUGCUUUGCUACGCGUUGUGAAAGGAAGCGAAGAGAGAGUUUACAGUGGCUCGGAAGACCCCGCUAGGCUUCGGCUUCCCGGAGUUUCCGUCGAAGCGGACGGUCCGGGAGCUGGCCUUUUUUUUAGGAAGAUGGCUUUAAAACGACUCUCGGGCUAUGUGCGGUGUCUGGAUUGGGGGGAAGGCUACAGCUCGAACCUCGAAACGAAAGGGAGGGAACGGAAGUCCUACUCCGACCUCUCGUCUGGUUGGGGUUUGGAUUCGGUUCCGUUGCUGAUGAUUUACUACUACGUGACUUUUCUUCUUACUAAUACAAGCUGGUUUGUACC
Messenger RNA from Pseudo-nitzschia multistriata, 2848 nucleotides. NCBI's taxonomy places the organism in Eukaryota, Bacillariophyta, Bacillariophyceae, Bacillariales, Bacillariaceae. The record is from the annotation of a GenBank genome assembly.